This is a messenger RNA of Pecten maximus, 753 nucleotides long. RefSeq lists its product as uncharacterized. The transcript is spliced from 6 exons. The record is from RefSeq and is a predicted model, not a curated record. The coding region runs from base 102 to 671 and encodes 189 amino acids. Lineage: Eukaryota; Metazoa; Mollusca; Bivalvia; Pectinida; Pectinidae.
AAUAUAUGUGUUAUUGUUUACUUACGUAGGUAAGGUCAGGUAAAAAAAACAAUCUGUGUAGUUAGGUCGUCAUCUACAGCCAGACCUGUAUCAAGUUAGUAAUGGACUCUUUUUAUAUUACGGUCAUUGUAAUUAUUUUGGUAUUACCGACAUGUUUCCAAGCGUCAGUCGGGGCUACAACAAAGGCCGCUCCUACAGAGGAAACCACGUGUCCACGAUUCCAGACCCGGACUGAGAACGGCUCCCUUAUCGUUUUGUACCAAGCGUCAAACGAGAACUGUGAAAUGGUUGUAACAACAGCAACAACACAACUGCGUCCAUCCACAGAAGUCAAAGCCUUCAAGAAUAAGCACAAAACUAUCCGCCGUCCUUCAGUCAGCUUCAGAAAUACCAGUAGCCUGGAUGGAGAGUUUCCCUGCGACUCACUCACACAUAGCAGUUUAGGACCGUUUGUGUUCGUCAACACAGUGCCGAACCAGUGUCAGAUCCUUUUUAGGAUACACAAAACCAAGAACCACAAUCACGAGAAGAAGAAGCCAAAAGCACAGAAAACAAAAAGCAAUGGAGGAAGAAAAGGAAAGAAAAGGGGAGGAAAGAAAGAGAAGCUGAAGAGAAUUCCAAAGUUUCAUUUCAUUCCUGUGUUCGAAUACAUCGAUGAAAUUCUCUACUAAACUACGCCGCGUUUGCCCCGGUAUACGGUAAUCAAGUUGUUGGUUGUUGUGAUUAUUCAAUAAAAUAAAUUACUAACGUUGA